AUGACCACCGACCAACGCCACAUCACAACAGGUCCCUCGCCAACCUCAAACCUAAGCAGUCCCCCAUUCAAAAAUCCCACAUCAACCCAAGCAUCGAGCUCAACCGCCGCACCCAGCACCAGCCCAUCAUCAAUCUCCGCCGUAGAAAACGGCAACGGCAACAUUCCAUGGAAAAAGCGUGUCUCAACAGCCUGUCUCGCGUGCAAAAAGUCCAAAAGGAAAUGCUCCGGCACGCCGCCGUGCUCGAAUUGUCUCACUUUCCACCGAGCGUGUAUCUUCGACGAAUCGCUUGAUCAGCGCCGCCGCGUCGCGGCCAAGCGCACUGCUGAUGAGUUGUCGUAUCAUCGCGAUUUACUGAAUGAUCUGUUUACGCUGGUGAGGGAGGCGGAUUCGGGGGCUGGGCAGAGGCUUUUGGAGCUUAUUCGAGAAUGUGCGGGGCCGGAGGAUGUUAGGGAGUUUAUUAGUGAGACGCUUUCUGGGUUGAGUGGGAGGAUGACGAUUGAGGGACUCCGGGGAGGAGAUGGUUCUGAUUUACUCUCCGGGAUGAAAACGGGUUCGAUUUCGGAAUCAACAGAGACGUCGAUAUCGGCAUCCCGUGCUUCGGGCUCGGGAUCUAGCGCUAGUCUAGCAGCCAGUGACGCGAUCAGGCCGGAUAGAGAGAAGAUUCAGUCUACGAUUUCCAAAUUGGAAGAUGUGAAGGAUGUCUUUAAUGUUGAGGGGACUGAGCCUUCGUUUCGCAGUAAGGUUAUGGAUUUGCAUUAUCUCUGCGAUGAGGCGCCGAUCAAAGUCCCUGCGAAACCGUGGACCGGGGUCACGGAUGAUGAUGAUCUUGUUUCGCAUCUUGUCUCGCUUUACUUUACUUGGGAUUAUCCUGUGCAUGCGUUUGUGGAUCAGGAUUAUUUCUCCGAAUUCUCUGAAGCAUAUGUCGUUCCUGGCGAUAUUUCCUCGAAGGGAUGUGACUUUCUCGCUGAAGCAGAACGACUCAAAGCAGAUGCCCCCUCCAGACCUAGUCUGGCUACGCUGCAGGGUACGCUUCUGAUGUAUGAGCGGUAUGCGAUGUCCCGCGACGAUGAUUUAGGAUACAUCAUGCUUCACGAGGCUAUUAGUAUGGGCGAGUCUCUCGGACUGGUGGGUGUUUCUGGCUCGCACAUUACUAGCGAGCAGUUGUCCAGAGACAUGGAUGCUUCAUGUCGGCGGACGGCGUGGGGGCUGUUCAAUAUUGACACGAUGGUUCAUACGGGCUUUCUUCGCCCUUGUCUCAUUGAGCAUGUCAAUAUGCCCCGAGUUGGCCGAGAUGUUGGCCAAGAUCAGCUUACUUGGAGACCGUAUCCGACCCAUCGCCAGUCGCGACCGUCUGAGAUCAGUUUAUACUUCGACGAGGCGUGUAAUUUGUCGUCUAUUGCGCGCGACAUUUCGAGGAGUAUGUUUGGCGGAGAAAGAUCUCAACAAUUGAGUCGCGAGGAUUUGUAUGAGCGGUUGAUGCGGUGGAAGGAGUCGUUGCCAAAUGAAUUUGAAGAUGGGAUGCCACCCCAUCUGAUAUUGUUACUUAUGCGUUUCCAUACUCUCGCUAUCAAUCUAUUCAGCUGCCCGACUCCCGACGCCGCCCGCUCUUCUGAUGUAUCAAAAACACCCGAAAGUCCAGGAUACUCACCACUGGCAGAGCCCAAAUACAGCCCGUGGCACAUAACACAGACGGCCGCCCAUGGGAUCGCAGCACUGACUCGUCUCCAUCGUCGCCAGUACGGAUUGAGUCGAGCCCACCCGUUCGCUCUCUACGCGAUCACUCUGGCGCUUUUCACGAUGAUGGAGAACCAAUCUUUCGAUGUUCUCGACCAGGACUUCCUAUCCCUUGCUAGCGCAUUUUCGAUUGUGGCUAGUCGCUCCGCCUUGGGUCGCAAUCUCUUCCAUAUCUUCCGACAAUCAGUACGCGCUAAGGCGCAAGGCGAUCGUAUUCGCGAGGCUAGCUCCGUGCCCGAUGAAUUGAAGGAUCUUUUUGACGAGGAGCCAACCAACCGGGGCCACUCCCGAUUUGAUGAUUACGCAGAGGGGCUGGAGAAACUUAACCGUGAUGAAAAGUACCAUGGCAUUGGUGACGGCCAGAGCCUCCAGGAUUAUCCCGGCUUAGGUCUUUCCGACAUGUUGGAUCGAUAUGAGAGCCUCAGCCUGGGAAAAGACAGCCUUUUACCUGCACGACAGCAUACAGCGCCAUGCUGA
Molecule: messenger RNA, 2214 nt
Organism: Penicillium manginii
Lineage: Eukaryota; Fungi; Ascomycota; Eurotiomycetes; Eurotiales; Aspergillaceae
Product: Zn(II)2Cys6 transcription factor
Exons: 4
Coding region: 1-2214 (737 amino acids)
Biological process (GO): DNA-templated transcription; regulation of DNA-templated transcription
Molecular function (GO): zinc ion binding; DNA binding; DNA-binding transcription factor activity, RNA polymerase II-specific
Source: RefSeq, a predicted model, not a curated record